GAGACCAAUCGGAGACGAAUCUCUGCCCCGUUCGGCACGCCUCCCUUAACUGUCGCGAAUGCAAAGGCAACUUUACGGCAGGCAGAGGGUGGGGGCUGCCGGGGGUAAGGAGGAGAGAAGGAAGCAACCAACCAACCAAGUCGUCCCUACUCCCUCCACCCCCACCCAUCCCGGACCUGGUUUACGGCUCCAGGCUCAGGCUCCACUGCGGGCGCUGAUUGGUUGUUGGAGGCUUGGUCCCAUCCCAGUGACCCCAAAGUGCUGAAGGGAGGGGGCGGGGGUGGCCCAGUGCAAAGUGCAUCCCGAAAGCCCCCUGUCCGGAGACCCCACGACUGGCACUUCGGGCCGCGUAUGACCUGGGACCUCGCCGUCCCGAGACCUCCUGGGUCCCUCCGUAGCUGGAAGCCUCCGGCCCGGAGCGCGGCAGCCCCCUGCUCCGAGCCCUGGACCGGGACUGCCCCCCCACCCGAGCCAGGACUUCCUCCCUGCCUCCCUGCACCCCUGCCCCAAGGCUGCCCGGCGGCCGGGAUCGCCACCUCCUGCCUUCUCGGCUGUUCGGAUGUUCGCCGGGCUGGGGCCGUGAGGCACCGAGGAGGAUCAGGAACACCAGGGUCCGGCCCUGCCUGGGGUAUUUCUUCAAUGGAGAAGUUGGUGAGUGUAGAGGAGGCUGAAAGGAGGAAGAGAAGCAGCAGCUGAGGAGACAGGUUUGAGCUGGCUGAAGAAGACGCGAAAGCAGGAAGAGGUCUGCCCACCUAUCAGAGAAGCAGAAGGCACAGUGCCUCUGACCAGCAUCGUCUGUAAAGGUUAAGAAGGCUUUUUUGCUCUGUAGCCUGGACAUGCUUUGAAGCCCCUCCCCACGAUGCUGUAUGUGCACAAUGGUUACUAGGCAAUCCGUACAUCAGGAGAAGGGACACUCUUCCAUAAGGCUGAUCCCCGUAACCUAAUGAAUCCUUUGUAAAAAGUGGACUCAGCUAGGAUGUUACACCAUCAUUGUCGAAGGAACCCUGAGCUCCAGGAAGAGUUGCAGAUUCAGGCCGCGGUGGCUGCUGGGGAUGUCCACACAGUGCGAAAGAUGCUAGAACAAGGCUAUUCCCCGAAUGGCCGAGAUGCGAAUGGCUGGACUCUGCUUCAUUUCUCUGCAGCAAGAGGAAAGGAAAGAUGUGUUCGGGUUUUUCUAGAACACGGAGCUGAUCCUACAGUUAAAGACUUAAUCGGAGGCUUCACGGCUCUUCAUUAUGCAGCCAUGCAUGGCCGGGCCCGCAUUGCACGCUUGAUGUUAGAAUCUGAAUACAGGAGCGACAUCAUUAAUGCAAAAAGCAAUGACGGCUGGACUCCCCUCCAUGUGGCUGCCCACUACGGCAGGGACUCGUUUGUCCGGCUUCUCCUGGAGUUCAAGGCUGAGGUUGACCCACUCAGUGAUAAAGGUACCACACCACUUCAGCUCGCCAUUAUCCGAGAGAGGUCAAGCUGUGUGAAAAUCCUCCUGGACCACAAUGCCAACAUCGACAUUCAGAAUGGUUUCCUGUUGCGAUACGCCGUGAUCAAAAGCAAUCACUCUUAUUGCCGAAUGUUCCUUCAGAGAGGGGCAGACACAAACUUGGGUCGCUUAGAAGACGGACAGACUCCUUUACACUUAUCUGCCCUUAGGGAUGAUGUGCUGUGUGCACGGAUGUUAUAUAAUUACGGAGCAGACACGAACACACGGAACUAUGAAGGACAGACCCCAUUGGCUGUUUCAAUAAGUAUUUCUGGAAGUAGUCGACCAUGUUUGGAUUUCUUACAAGAAGUCACAAGACAGCCCAGAAACUUGCAGGACCUGUGCCGAAUUAAAAUUCGACAAUGUAUAGGUCUUCAAAACCUAAAGCUACUUGAUGAACUACCAAUUGCCAAGGUCAUGAAAGACUACUUAAAACACAAAUUUGAUGAUAUCUGAUAUGCCAGAACUGUGAGCAAGAUUAGGAGUUCUAUUCCAGAUACUUAAAAGGCUUUUUGCCUUGCACAAAGUAUAUCCUAUGCAAUUUCUGAUUUGCUGUGAAAUCAGAAAGCAGGUAUACACUUUUGGGUUUUCUGUUUGUUUGGUUGGUUUUCAUUGUAGGGGAGGGAUUUUUUAUAUAUAUAUAUAAAAACACACACCACAUGCUUGAAGGUCUUAAUUUGGUUUCUUGGUCCAAGUUUAAGAGGUCCAAGCUUUGUAUACAAUACUGCAUUUAGAAAAAUUGUCUUUUCUUAAAUGGCACAAGCAGGUUUGGAGUGGAGAAUUUACCCUUUCCAAAUGUAUGGUUCCUUGGUAAGCACGGUAUUCUAAACCAGCAGAGCACUUGUUAACGUUUGGAGGCACAGUUUCACCCAGGGCGACCCUGGGUUCUUUUGGAAAAUGCCCUAAGAAAUGUUUGAAGUAACGCUGUCACCUCAUUCAUUUUUAAUGAGUACAAACUGGCCGUUUCAAACUGUUCUUUUUCCUAAUUAAUGUAGCUUUCGGAUGACAUAAAUCCAGUACCUCUGCUUUUCUUUUGGUGUGCUCUUGUUUUUAACUUAUUUUUUUUUUUAACAACUGUAGUACACUACCCUGAGACAUUGCGUCUCGAUUUCUAUCUCUAGUUAGAGUUGUACUUUUAAAAAAAUUAAUGGGAAAGAAAAUAACUUUGUGAAGCCAGUGUAUUCUGUUUCUAAAACUGUGCCCGCAGUGCAAUACUCCUUCUGGUGUAUUUUAUCCAUUAUUUCACUUGCUGGUCGCCAUUUCACAGCCAGCUUUGACAUGCCCGUGAGGACAGGGGCCGCCGCUUCAGUUGUCACUGCAGAGCCAUCGUAUGUCAGUUGCAAUUUCCAUUUGAAGCUGUGUCUUUGACUUCACUUUAAGCAGAAAAUGUUGUACCCUGCUGGUACAAAAAUUGUUAAAUCAUUUGGCUUUGAUGGUUCAAUAAUUUGGGGUGGCUUCAUGGUGUUUCUUUUCUUCCCAGUUUAAAAAAAAAAAAACUUUUUAAGCAUAAAAUCUUUAAGGGGUACACAUUUAUAAGUCUGGCUAAUUUCUAAUAUGCUAAUUAAACAUUUCCCAUUUUAAGGUUAUAUACAGUGAGGCUCUUCAGGACAGUUAUUUUCUGGGUUGAUUGGGCAUAUGUUUGCCGUGUAAACACGGAUAUGAUAAAGUGUCAGUAACAAUGGAAAAGGUCCCAGAGGCAUUAGGCAUCUAAGAGGAUGCCCUCAGAAACGUAUUCUGGCUUGAUUUGUGUUAUUAACUUCAGAAGAACCUUUUCAGAUGUCCCAGUAUCGUUCUUAGUGCUUUGGGAAAAAAUAUUUACACACUGUUAAUAAAUUUGUUAUCAGAAGUUUACAAGACGAAGGGCUUCUCUCGUCUGAAUUUCUAGAUUUAAGUCAUGAAGUGUAAAACUGUUUCACCCAGAAGUGUAACUAAGCAGAACUAGGAGUUUUCUCUGGCUUCACCUUUUUCAGAGCCAGCAGUGCUAUUUUCUCAAGCACAGCGUUUGCUCUUAGACUCUGAUCUGCUUGUGCCUAAGCAUUGCACAGGUUUCCGAAGACGGGCAGCUUCAGAGAAGAGGAUUAUUCGGGAGAUUGCUGGUGUGGCCCAUAGACUCUUUGGCAUAGACUCUUUUGCAGGCAGCCACUCUGAGUGUGGCCAGUUCUAUAACCAUCCCCAAACUAGCUGGAGCCUGAUGGAUAGGAACGGGUAGUCUGUCCUCUUCCCCAUAAAAAUGUUCCAAAAAGUUAUCUCCAGAGAGAGUCCCUUAUGAAGACAGUUGCCAAGCUGUAUUCUCAUUCUUUAAACUAAUACCCAGGUCAGGGCUAGGACACACUAGCACUGUCAGGGACAUGGUGUGGCUAGAAAUGAAUUGAGUGUGACUUCUCCCUACAACCCCAGGCCCAGGGAUAUGAGGAGGCAGAGGGGUGCCUGGAGUUUCUGCACUCUCAUCAGUGAUGUUCAUGUUACACUUGCACAAGGGCUUAUUUCCACGUAUGUGUGUGUUAAUUUAUUCACUUAGUUUCAAAUGAUUUUCUCUCCCCAGCCAUUCAGAGGUUUCCAAACUAAGCCACUGAGUUUGAGUCAGGGAAUUCCACGUAAAAAGAUCAGAUUAAGGUAAAUUCUUUGUUCUGUAUUGCUGCUGUGACUUCAGAAAAAAAAAAUUAUGAGAGCUCUUCCUGGAAUUUUGAAAUUUCUAUUUAAUGAAGAAGUGUAUAAUUCCAUUAUUUAUUGUUUGAGGUUUGAUUUAUCUGGAAGCUUAAAAAGAAUGUUUUAUUUUUGUUGUUAAUAAAAUCCCAAUCACAUUUCACAAUAACUAAAAUGUCUCCAGGUGGGUUACUGGUAGAUGAUAGUGGUGACACCUGCAGGUCUGCAUUUGAAUUGGAUUCACAGAGAAGCAUUCCAUGGUCACAUAAUGAAUAGGGAGAACAGAUAUUUUCAGAAAAAUCAACCGAUUGUUUUUUCCAGAAACAGAACAGAAAAUGUUCAGAAUAUUUUCAAAUUUGUCAGAUUCUUCUAUGUUUCCUUUGAAAUUUAUUAUUUAAGCCUAUUACUAAACCUUUAUAAAAAUAUAUUUGGCAAAUACACCAAAGAAACCAGCUUACAAAAGAUUAUGAUCAUUAAUGAACUGCAAACCUCAUCUUUCGAAAACAAGGUUUUGUGUUUUUUUUUUUUUGUAAAUAUUUGUGUUUAUAAAUGUACAGCAGAGUAAGAGUGUUUUUUAGAUUAUUUAAUUCCCAUAUUUCUAAACUAUUUACUACACAGUAAUCCAUGCCUGUUAGUUUGGAGGACUUGCUGUCUCGUUUUUGAAUUCAUUAUCAGUCAUGCUUGGAACAGCAUUUCCACUAGAGAAUCCAGCGUUCUGGCAGUAGCAAGAGUACACAUCUGGAGCAUGAGGGACUCUAGCAUGACUCGUCAGAUGCACACCCUAAGAGACAAGAAUGUGUAGUUUAAUGACCGGCGUGGACCAUACGAAAUUGAGAUUCUAACUUUCCUGCAGGAGUGCUCAUGAGCCCAGAAUGUGAUUGGGAUAAGGCUAUUUGCCCACAAAUUUAGCUUUCAUGUAACUCCUAGUGUGUUAUAUCAUAAUGUAUUUUGUUCUUCCUUUUUAAUGUAAGUUUUGCUUUGGGUCAAUUUGAAUUAAAUCAAAUCUGAUUUAAAA
Messenger RNA from Gorilla gorilla gorilla (western lowland gorilla), 5135 nucleotides. It is a transcript of the gene ASB7, whose product is annotated as ankyrin repeat and SOCS box containing 7. The transcript has 6 exons. The record is from RefSeq and is a predicted model, not a curated record. Lineage: Eukaryota; Metazoa; Chordata; Mammalia; Primates; Hominidae. Bases 977 to 1933 code for a protein of 318 amino acids. Gene Ontology annotation, biological process: intracellular signal transduction. Gene Ontology annotation, molecular function: protein binding.